Messenger RNA from Ylistrum balloti, 2847 nucleotides. RefSeq names its product epoxide hydrolase 4-like. Gene Ontology annotation, molecular function: hydrolase activity. NCBI's taxonomy places the organism in Eukaryota, Metazoa, Mollusca, Bivalvia, Pectinida, Pectinidae. The transcript is spliced from 6 exons. The coding region runs from base 83 to 1129 and encodes 348 amino acids. The record is from RefSeq and is a predicted model, not a curated record.
GGGAAAUAACUCUUGUAGAUAUGAGAAAUGAGCUGUGUUAGCCUAGUUAGAAGGCUCGAGUAGACCGAGAAGAACGUACAAGAUGACGGCUGCACAUUACCUGUUUGUUGCAGUCGCGCAUAUGAUUGCAGUUAUUAUCGGACUCUUGUGCGCUCUGUCGUUGUUAUGGAGGUGCAUUCGCCAUCCGUUUCUGUUUUUUAAAGAGGAGACAAACAAGAAAAAGAGAGACGUUAUGCCAGCAUGUCUUAACGAUCCGACUCUUGGAACUCACGGGUUUAUCCAUUUGGAGCAUGUGAAGCUGCACUAUGUGUCCAAUGGAGAUGAAAGUAAACCCUUGAUGCUGUUGAUCCAUGGAUUUCCAGAGUUCUGGUACUCCUGGAGGUUUCAGCUCCGUGCCUUCUCUAAGGACUACAGAGUCGUGGCAAUUGACCAACGAGGAUACUCUGAGUCCGAGAAACCAAAUGGCUACAGCAACUACUCGGUUGAUAAACUAGUGAGCGACAUAAAGCAAUUGAUUCCAGCUCUUGGUCACAGGAGCGCAGUAGUGGUCGGCCAUGACUGGGGUGGUGCUGUUGCCUGGGCAUUUGCCAUGAGGCAUCAAGAUAUGGUUGACAAGCUAAUUGUCUUGAAUUGCCCACAUCCAUCCACCUUCAGGAACUACCUUCGACAACACUUUGAGCAGUUUAAGAGGUCAUGGUACAUGUUUUUGUUCCAAAUACCACACCUGCCUGAGUAUAUAAUGAGCAGAGAUGAUUAUAGGUCAAUCAAAGAAAUGUUUACUGGCAAACGUGGAGGUGUAAAGGUUGGAACAGUUUCAGAGGAUGAUCUUGAAGCAUACAAAUAUGCUUUCUCUCGUCCAGGUGGUUUUACCGGCCCAUUGAACUUCUACCGAUCAGCAAUGAAAAGUAAUAUGCUUACUGUAACAAAUGUCCCGAAGAUUCAAAAACCCACUUUGAUUGUGUGGGGCUGCAAGGACAUGGCUCUAUGUGAAGAACUUCCAGCACUGGCCAAGGAUUAUGUCACAAACCUUACCAUCCAGUAUAUCCAGGAUGCCAGCCAUUGGGUCCAAAUGGACACACCUGAUAUUGUUAAUGAGCACAUGCGAGAUUUCCUUCAGGAAAUCAAUUAGAGUACAUUGACAACCUCUAAUUUCACUUCUGAGAAAUUAAAACAUACAUGAUUAAGGGAUGUAUAUGACGUAACAGAUAAGUGCUACCUAUGUCUAUGUAUUGUGAGUGUAGAACAAGAAGAAUUUCCAGGCAUUAUUAUCAGCUUUUUGUUAACCAGAAUGUUUAAAAUGUCACUUUAGCUUAUGUGUUGUAAUAAGAACUUUUCCCAUGUUUGUCAUUUAUCUGCCUAGUGUUCCUUUCUGUGCACAUCUUCACAGAAGGAAAUAACACGGGCUAAUGUAUUCAAACAGAGUUGAAAUGCUGUCAAUACUUAUAAAUGAAAGUCAAGGUCAUAUAUAAACCCAUGGAAAUGACCUUGGCCAAAAGCGAAGUUCAUGGAAGUGAGAUAAAUAAUAUGUGUAAGAGAAAGAGGCCCAUUUGACAUCUAGUGAAGAAAUACUUGAAUAUGAUGACAUUUUAUUUGUUCCAUGCCUCAAUAUGAUCCUCCUGCAUCCUCUACAGGCUAGUUUUUGAAUUCCAAUCAUGAAAAUAUAUCAGAUGAAAAUUUUUAAGUUACUGCAUAUAUUUUUGUGGAGUUCAGUUUUCAUGGUUUUUCAAAAAAUCAUUAUUUCUUGGAUAUUUGAUUUCAUGGUUUAAUAUAGCUUAAUUAAUGUCCUUGAAUAAAUUACAGAGGUAUAUCUGUUCAUGGACAUAUGAAUUCAUGGGUAAAGAUUACCCAGGAAAUCAGUGAAAAUAAUCUCUCACAAAAAUAUGUGAUGUCACAGUAUGUUGGUUGUAACCUUAUCAGUAGAAAGUUUUUCAUGAAGUGGUGUCAGAUGAGAUUUUACAAGAGACAAAAUGUACUUUGAAAGUAAACUUCUUUUUAGUAAGCCAAAGAUAACCAAAGAAAUGUUAUUGUGUUUUUGUUUUACCUCCAUGUAAGACUGUUUUUGCAGAGAGAUACAGGUUGUUACUAUAUUUAGUUUAUAAUAACCUACAGAAGUAUCAUCAGUACACUACCUGUGAUCAAAUCAAUUUAAACUCCAGAGUCUUGUUAAUCUUCUAUAUUAAAUAAGAUUGUAUGUUGGUCCCUAAGGUUUCUCUGGUGAGUGAAUUAGAGUAAAUACGGUGUAAUGACUGAAUGGAUAACUGUCAUACCACGGGAUCAAGAAUUUGAUGAAUGUCGCAGGGAAAUGAUGAGGUAGAUAUAGCACUUUAUCAUUGAGAGGAGCACUUAUGUUUAGUACACAGCCACAGGGAAAUGAUGAGCAAGAUUUAAUAUGUGCCAGGUAUAAAUAAUUGUUUAUUCUUGAGAAUGGAAAACUUCAUGUAUUAAGUUUUGAAAGGAAAAGUACAAUGUUGAUUGAUUUCUUUUUUAAUUUGCAAAGUUGCACAAAAUGUACCUGAAAUAUUUGUAUGCAUUAAGUUGUCAAAAUUGUCCGUAUUUCUCUAGAUUUAUAUCAGCAGUGAAUGGGUUAUGUGUUAUUUCAUUGUUUUGAUUUAUUUUUUCAAAGAAAUGAUAUCAUUUAAAAUCCAUGUUGAAUUUUGUGAUUUUAGAAACCUUUCUCAUGACUUUUGAUAAUUUCUUAAAUUUGCUUGUGAUAAUAUUGAGUAACAUAUAUUAUACACAUAUUACUGUAUGUACAAUCUAUCGUAGUUGUGUUGUAGUUUACUCUACUGGCUUUAAAGCUAAUUGUCAUUCUAUGGUAACUUGUAAUUAACUUUCUUUUUAUACAUA